Messenger RNA from Ceratitis capitata (Mediterranean fruit fly), 1991 nucleotides. Its product is annotated as Transmembrane protein 169. The transcript is spliced from 3 exons. Lineage: Eukaryota; Metazoa; Arthropoda; Insecta; Diptera; Tephritidae. The coding region runs from base 526 to 1731 and encodes 401 amino acids. The record is from RefSeq and is a predicted model, not a curated record.
UUUUGUUUACAUCGAACUCUACGAAAGCAGGCAAUAAUCGGAACAAGGACAUAUACAGUGGAAAAUCAAUAAACAUACACAACAAACAGCAACAACCGCAGCGGAAGAAGUCCUUUCAUAUUUACACAUAAACAUACAUACAUAAUUUAUACGGAUGUAAAUGAUUUGCACUUUAAACAGCCUGUUUCAUUUCGGUUCGUGCGGCAGUUUGGAUGCAACUACACUGAUUGAUAACGAAAGUGAAGAAAUUGGGCGUGUUUAAUAAUUUAAGGACAACUUUCAAAUUAAUUAAUUUAUAGCCAAUUAUACAUUAUAUGUAUAUGUGCUCUUUUAAAAGUGGAAAUGAAUUCAAAGUGUGGAAAUUGUUUAUCUCUUUGACUGUGAAAGUAAUAAACAUCGGAAGGAUUUUUAAUAUAAUCAGACGUAUUUAUUUAUAUAUGAGCACAUACCUGGAUGUACAUAAAUUUUAAAUAUAUAUCGCAAAAUUAAAUAGCAUUCAAAGGCAUUAAAAUAUUAUUACGAACCAUGGUUAGCAAAAGUGCAGUAAGCGGCGAGGAACGCCCCGUUUUCAUUCCGCCUCGUAAACGCCAGACAUCGAAAAAAGUAAAUGGUGCACAAAACUAUGUAGACCAUAUCGUUAAUGUUCAGAAUCGGCAAAAACUAUCACCAUCCAAUCCAGCACUAGACGAGGACUUACUCAAAACCUCGUUAAUAUUGAAAAAUAAACAACCACUGCCACAAAUACCGGGCGCUAAGUGCAAUGGAGACACUGCCGAUGCUCAGUUGGCUCCACACAAAUCUUCACCGUCAGUAGAUAAUAUUUAUGAGGAUGAUAAUGAAUUGCACAAUUUCGAAAGCGUUUCGCAAGGCACCAAGUCAACAAAUCGGCAUGAAAGCACCACAGUUACACCGAGUAGCUAUUCAGAGAGUAGUUUGGAUGCUAAAUCACACGAUUGUCUCAGUAAUCGGUCAUCUUCAAAGAAACGUGUAAAUAUACGCACCGAUCCCUCGCACGUACGCAGUCAACGUGAGUCUCCAGAGAUAGCUAACUAUGAGGAUCUAGAAUCAGGCGAAACGAGCGUUUUAAAUAUCGAUAUGAAUAGUUUGGAUAGAUACAAUACGCGAAAGUCCAUGGAUAGUAACUAUUUGACAAUGACGGGUACAAUUAAACGUGGUCGGAAGAAGGGCCAAAGCCUUGAUCUACAAAUAAAUAUCAGCCGCGAAGAGUUGGAACAGAUCAACGCUCUGGCGGCCGCUACACAGGUUAAUAAAAAGCAAAAUUUAUGUUGCACCUGCACACCGAAGACCGGUCUGCAUAUACUACUCUUAUCGCUCGUAUGUCUUCCAUUUGUGACAUUAAUCUCCGGCGUUUAUUCAUUUUACAUUGGCACACUAACCUGGUAUAAUAUGUUCAACUAUUUCAAUGAGGAGAAAUCGUGUGUACAUAAGUUCUUUAUGUCGCCAAUACUAAUACUCGCCUAUCCAGUGGGCAUACUCGUUUGCACCAUCGGAUUGGGUCUGUACGCUGGCAUAGUACAAUUGAGCCUACAACUCAAUAGUUGGUUAAACGAGAUAGCGGACAUUGAGAAGGGCUUCUACGGUUGGUUGUGCUCAUUUCUACAUCUCUCCGAUUGUAGUCCUUACGAGGUGGUCAUACUAAUGGAUAUCCAACAACCGCCAGAGGUGCCACGAGUCCAUGUGAAUACCUCUACCGAAGAGUUAUCGCUCUGAGUGUCGUGCCAUUAGAGAGGUAUGGCGAAUAUAUAAAAGUACUUACAACUCAAUUGUGAACACAAACCGUCAAAAGGAUAGUGAUAUAAUGUCGUAUGUAUGUAUUAUUGUAGAAGCAAACCGUGCAAUGCAACUAUGGAUGGUUUUAUGUCUUUUAAGCAAACAGCUAAAGAUAUGACAUAAUUCGUGAUAAUGUUUUAGUAUAAACAAAAAGAAUACUUUAAAUCGAAUAAAAAGCACUAAUAACAACGAUUCACACA